Molecule: messenger RNA, 1663 nt
Organism: Helianthus annuus (common sunflower)
Lineage: Eukaryota; Viridiplantae; Streptophyta; Magnoliopsida; Asterales; Asteraceae
Exons: 5
Coding region: 317-1297 (326 amino acids)
Source: RefSeq, a predicted model, not a curated record
AUACGAAAUCACAUGUAGAUACCAUGUUAUCAUUACACACGCGUGUUCUGCCUCUUGAGUUUGUCACCAUUAACGUGUCACACAUUCCUGAACCCAUCUGUCCACCUCUGCACACACAUCUUCGUUUUCCCACUUCACUUCAAACAAAAGUCCACCAUUUCCACCUUUGAUCCCUCAAUUACAUUCCGCCACAAAGUUACAAGAUUCUUCAACUAAGGAUCAGAAAUCUUGACUCGAAACUAAAUGGUAUACAUGUAAAUAGUUGAUAGAUCAAUAAUAUAGUUGAUAAAUACGUGUUCCUGAAUUCGUGGGUACGAUGUUGGUUAUGUUAAUAAAGCCUUUUUCACUUAUUAAACUAUCUUGUAUGGCUGGUGUGAGAGGAACUGCUGUAGCUAUAAACGCGUGGGUUGAAAUCGUGUGCGCUUUUAUCUAUUUCAAUGUAAGCAUGUUUUGGAGAUCUGUGCUUUGGAUCGUAUCGUUAAUAACUCUACCCGUACGUGCUCUGGCUGCAUUACACCGCGAGAAACAGCUGCGAGCACAGCUAUAUGAGUUACGAGAUAGAUUGGACUCUCUUAUGUGGGAUAGAAAGGAACUUGAAGAACAUAUACGAGUUGCGAUUAAAGAGCAUGAAAUGAUGGAAAUGGUGUUAGGAGAACUUGAAGAUGAACAUGAAGAAGCAAUGCAUAAGAUUAAAAUCUUGGAGACCGAGUUGCAAGAUCUCAAGGAUGAAAACCACUGCCUAAAGGAAGUUCAUGGCAAAUCAAAAUGGGACACGAUAAAGCACAAUAACGAAGGAAUAUUACCAUGGAUAUCAGAUCGAUAUAGGGUCACCGACAAUCUAACGCUCAAAGAAGCUUUUGAUGAUGUAAACAAAGGUAAUUUGGAAGCAUAUGAUUCUAUGAAAAAUGACGGUGGGUCCCUCAAGCAUCAACUCAUCAAUGGAAGUGUAUAUCUGGACAGUAUUUUCGGCCAAAGAAGAGAAGUUGCGGUUUCACAAAGCUUGUUUAGUGCGAUGUUAUCGCUAUUGGUUGGAAUGGUCAUAUGGGAAGCACAAGAUCCUUGCAUGCCGCUAGUAACGGCUCUUUUUAUGGUGGUUGGCAUGUCAUUAAAGAGUGUGGUCCAGUUAUUCUCGACGAUCAAGAACAAACCGGCUUCUGAUGCGGUCGCUCUCUUGAGUCUAAACUGGUUCAUCCUCGGCACACUCACGUACCCGACACUACCCAACGUUGCUCGUUUAACAGCACCUUUCUUCACCAAGUCAUUGGAAUGGAUUUGGUUUCGACUCAAGUUUUACUAGACCACUAAGUUUUCUCUUUUGGCCGGUGCAAGGCGCAAUGAAGUAGUUUUUCUUUAGUUUGGGAGAAACACAUGCUAUGUUGGUGUAUAUGUAUAUGUUUGUUCUUUUUGCUAUGUAUUUUGUCUUUUAGGUGUGAAUAAGUAGGUAAAUUGUAAAUGCACCCCCGGGGACCAUGGACCAUGAACCGCUUGGGACCAUGAGCCGGUCAAAAUCAGGGUGUGGGUUAUAACCCCACAUAUAGACCAUGUGCCCAUUAAUUACCCUCAAAAUAGGUCUGUCCUAAGUGAAAAAGUUAAAAAGGUCACAUCUUGUUAGGAGGUAUGGGUGUUAGAUGUGGAUCAAAGACAUUAGGGUGUAAGGAGUGGU